AUAGUGAUUUACCGCUGACAGCAAAGCAGCGUACCGAACCCGUCUGUUCGCGUUCAGAGUAGCCAAGUAAACAACGCGCCACACGGACAGCAACGAAUUUAGAACAUGGAGAAACGAAAAGACUCACUUAGGAUAAUCGCACAAGCGCUGAGCAGCUACCGUGCCGAGGAGAUGUUCAUAUCGUUCAACGGGGGCAAAGACUGUACGGUGCUGUUAGACCUAAUCCACCAAGCAAACCUGAAGGAUGCGAAACAGAUCAAAUGUAUCUACGUUCGUCCCUUGAACCCUUUCAGCGAGAUCGAGGAGUUCGUGGACCGGUGCCGGCAGCACUACGGCAUCACGAUAGCGACGGUGGACGGCGGCAUCAAGGCGGCACUCGAGCAGAUCUGCCGGGCGGAUCCACAGCUGAGGGCCUGCAUCAUGGGGUCCCGUCGGUCCGAUCCGUACUGUGAGCGGUUAGCAUCGUUUCAGGAAACGGACCCGGGAUGGCCUCGAUUGAUGCGCAUCAAUCCACUGCUCGAAUGGACCUGCGAGGACAUCUGGAGCUACAUCCGGGAACACAACGUACCGUACUGUGCGCUGUACGAUAGAGGCUACACUUCGAUCGGCGAUCGAACGAACACAAUUCCAAACCCUCACCUGAAGGUGGAAGCGGACAGCAGUGGGGAAGUGACUUACCUGCCGGCGUACACGUUGCAGGACGCGGACAAGUAUGAGCGGGCGGGCCGGCUCUAACACUCCCUCCGGUGACCCCGUGGUGCCUUUUGGUAUGGCUUCGAGGAGGAAAAGACAUAAUUAAGCUGCCCUCCACGACAAAGCAGCGUGAAGAUAAGGGCUGGUCGUCCCUUGUAUCGCUUGAACGGGUGAAUUUAUGGCAGUUGCUUAGCAACAUGACACUUACACACUAACACACGUACACUUUCCUUUAAUGUUGUCCCCUCUCCCCACACACGAACAAUACGCUGUAACACAAAACCGGUGGGGGGAUGACAACACACUGUUAAACUGUUUUACAAAAACUCUAGCCCAAAUGACUAAACGUUUCUUGGAUUUUUCUGUGAAGAAAAGUUUUUUUUUA
Molecule: messenger RNA, 1078 nt
Organism: Anopheles arabiensis
Lineage: Eukaryota; Metazoa; Arthropoda; Insecta; Diptera; Culicidae
Product: FAD synthase-like
Exons: 4
Coding region: 106-735 (209 amino acids)
Biological process (GO): FAD biosynthetic process
Molecular function (GO): FMN adenylyltransferase activity
Source: RefSeq, a predicted model, not a curated record